Messenger RNA from Symbiodinium sp. CCMP2592, 1791 nucleotides. The record is from the annotation of a GenBank genome assembly. Lineage: Eukaryota; Dinophyceae; Suessiales; Symbiodiniaceae.
AUGCAGACAGAAACCCCGGCCCGGCGCUGCGAGCAGAAGAGCCCUCAAGGAUCAGGUGACAGCGGUGACGGGUGGACGCAGUCCUCCUCGCCUACCGAGGUUUACGACAUCGGUGCCGAUUCAGAGGACGACAUUGGCCACAUAUCUUCAGCGGUGCGUGCCCUCGACGUUGAAGGUGACCUUGCUCCAUGGCAAGAGAGGUCACCGUGCUCCUCACGGAAGGGCGGCAAAUAUGACGUGUCCACCGCUGCCUCCAGCUGCAAUGCAGCGGAGGGUCUCACCGCCUCCAGUAAGGCCGAAGAUCAAGCUGAUGCUUGGAAUGUGGAGGACUGGGAUUCCCACCUGGCCCAGCUGCGCGAGGCGGGCCGGGAGCACAGAGUUCGCUCAUUUCUCGGACAGGUUGCCACCCCCUGCCGAGCUUCUCCAAAUGGAAAGCUCAAGGUGGCCGAUACUUUGAGAGCAGAACUACAGGCAGACGUGGAGCUCCUGGUGCAAGAGGCAAUGGAUGAAAUGCGAUCAUGGCUUUCACAGGAAAUCGCCUUUGCAAGACGAAAUCUCGAAGAGGUACACGCAGAUCAAUCUCAACCUCAGGCCAACGACGAGGUCAAGAUGUUGAAACAGUGCGUGGAGGAGCAGGGGCUUGCACUGGAGAAGCUGAAGGAAGGCAAUGACCUGGAGAAGCUACGGAAGGACUUGCAGGAUCAAGCACGGCUCAUCAGAAAGUUGGACGAUGCUGCCGCCACUGAUGCACGAUCGAGCACCACAUCAUCGGAGCGUGUCCUCGAGGCUCGAGCAGUGGCUGAAGAAAGAAAAUGGCGAUUGCGGCUAGAAACCUUCGAGUCCAGUGUUGCAAGGAGUGUGGAGCAGCUCGAGAACUGCAAUCAAAGGACAUUGGAACUGCAGGAGCGCACUGCAGCCAACGAAGCAGACCUUCAGCGAGGCCUUUGCUCCAGCCAGUCUGCAGAGAGACAAUGCGCUGAAACUGCCAAAGAUGUUGGUCUGCUGCGAGCGUCUGCCGACAAGCAGGCUGAGGACAUGAAGCAACUGGAAAGGCAAGUGCGACGCCUUGCUGGUGAACUUGCGGCUGCGCAGGAUGCAUCGAAUGUGGCUGCGAAGCACGCGAGUGGUCAAAAAGAUCUUGUGGGUGCUUUGGAAGAAACGUCGAGGGAACUGGCCUCUACGCAGAGGCAGCAGAAAGAGGAGAUGCUGUCUUUCGGAACAAGAUUACAAGAAGUCCUAGCUGGUGUGGCUGCCUGCAAGACCGAAGCAAUGGCAGCACAGAGCCGGAUGGAUGCCGUGGCACAGCAAGCCGAAGACACCUACAAGCAGGUUUCCAAGUCUGCCCACCAGAUGUCCAUGAACGAAGAAAAGCUUCAUGCUGCGAUGGAGGAGAUGCGAGCUCAAUCCCAGCAACUUGAGACCGUGCAACCCCGGCUCAAGAUCCAUGAGGAUUCUCUCAGGUUGCUCGAAGGUCAGUGCAGUCAGCUGGAGUCGAAAUUCUCAUCCAUGCAUCUUGCUGUUGGCCGGAAAAUGGAGAAGCUUGAGCGAGAGGUGUCAACCACUGAGACGGAGCUGUCCACCAUGCAAGGCUGCUUGGAGGAGCACAAUGCUCACUUGUGCAGCUUGGACAAGCAGCGCUUGUCAUUGGCUGCCAAAGCAACGCUGCAGGAAGAGCAUAUUCACAAGAUAUGGGCAGCAGUCGAAGGUCUGGAAAACCAGGUGCACUCCGACCACAAGGAGCUGUUUCAGGUGUCGAGAAGCGCCAAAGAGCAGGGCUUCGACCUCAGCUGC